Molecule: messenger RNA, 2775 nt
Organism: Cladophialophora carrionii CBS 160.54
Lineage: Eukaryota; Fungi; Ascomycota; Eurotiomycetes; Chaetothyriales; Herpotrichiellaceae
Product: plasma membrane ATPase
Exons: 2
Coding region: 1-2775 (924 amino acids)
Biological process (GO): proton export across plasma membrane; regulation of intracellular pH
Cellular component (GO): plasma membrane
Molecular function (GO): P-type proton-exporting transporter activity; ATP binding; ATP hydrolysis activity
Source: RefSeq, a predicted model, not a curated record
AUGGUAGAUCACGCUUCCGACGUUAGCGACGCUGCGUCCACUCACUCGUCCCCCAUCAAGUCCGAACCUCAACUCCACGUGAGUGUGCAUAACAUUCCUCUGGACGAGAGACCGGACGUCCUAUUCACGCCUCGGCGAGCCUCGAGAAAAGAGAAGGAGGAGGAUGACGAGGAAGAGGAUCUCGAUGCACUUAUCGAAGAGCUGGAAUCACUCGAUCCAGAUGCCGAACUCGAGGCCGAAAUUGAGACGGUGGCAGGUGCUCGAAAUGUACCCGAGGAGCUCCUUCAAACCGACACCCGAGUGGGCCUGAUUGAGCCAGAAGUCAUCGCCAGACGAAAGAAAUAUGGUCUCAAUCAGAUGAGAGUGGAGAAGGAAAACUUGCUGUUGAAGUUCCUGGGCUAUUUUGUCGGUCCCAUUCAAUUUGUCAUGGAGGCUGCUGCAAUCCUCGCUGCCGGCUUGGAAGACUGGGUCGACUUUGGCGUCGUCUGUGGUCUGCUCUUGCUCAACGCUAGUGUCGGGUUCAUUCAGGAAUUCCAAGCUGCCUCGACCGUGGAAGAGCUCAAAAAGACCCUCGCGCUCAAAGCGGUGGUGCUCCGAGAAGGGCGCCUGAUCGAGAUUGAAGCCCCAAUGGUUGUACCGGGAGACAUCCUACAAUUGGACGAAGGGACAAUCGUACCGGCCGACGGUCGUCUCGUCACUGAGGAUGCAUAUUUGCAGGUCGACCAGUCUUCCAUCACCGGCGAGUCCCUGGCAGCCGACAAGCACUUGGGAGAUACCUGUUACGCUUCGUCGGCCGUGAAGCGGGGAUCAGCUUUCAUGAUAGUCACGGCAACAGGAGAUAACUCCUUCGUCGGUCGAGCUGCCGCCCUCGUUAACGCUGCAUCAGGCAGUACUGGUCAUUUCACCGAGGUCCUCAACGGAAUUGGCACAGUCCUGCUAACGCUUGUGGUCCUGACACUGCUUGUGGUCUGGGUCUCAUCCUUCUACCGUUCCAAUGACAUCGUCACCAUCCUCAGGUUCACUCUGGCAAUUACCAUCAUCGGUGUGCCUGUAGGUCUCCCUGCCGUUGUCACUACCACUAUGGCCGUUGGCGCCGCAUAUCUGGCAAAGAAGAAGGCGAUCGUCCAGAAACUGUCAGCGAUUGAGUCGCUCGCCGGGGUCGAGAUUCUCUGCUCAGACAAGACCGGUACCUUGACAAAGAACAAGCUAUCCCUCCACGAACCUUACACCGUGCAGGGCGUGGACCCCGAGGAUAUGAUGCUCACUGCGUGUCUUGCUGCGUCUAGAAAGAAGAAGGGCAUGGACGCUAUCGACAAGGCGUUUCUGAAGGCCCUGCGAUACUAUCCUCGAGCCAAAAAAGCUUUGUCCAAAUACAAAGUGGUCCAGUUCACACCCUUCGAUCCGGUCUCGAAGAAAGUGAGCGCCGUGGUCGAAUCACCUUCAGGUGAACGCAUAAUCUGCGUCAAAGGAGCACCACUUUUUGUUCUUCGGACUGUCGAAGAUGACCACCCUAUUCCCGAGGAAAUCGAUAUUGCAUACAAGAACAAAGUUGCAGAGUUCGCAGCUAGAGGCUUCCGUUCCCUGGGCGUUGCUCGAAAGCGCGGUGACAGCUCUUGGGAGAUACUGGGCAUCAUGCCGUGCGCCGACCCACCUCGAUAUGACACCGCAAAGACCAUCAAUGAAGCGAAAUCACUUGGGCUGUCUAUCAAAAUGUUGACUGGCGAUGCUGUCGGCAUUGCGCGAGAGAUGUCUCGGCAGCUCGGGCUGGGAACAAACGUCUUCAACGCCGAACGUCUUGGGCUCGCCGGCGGUGGCACUAUGCCUGGCUCAGAGGUCUAUGACUUUGUCGAGGCAGCUGAUGGGUUCGCGGAAGUCUUCCCUCAGCACAAAUAUAAUGUCGUGGAGAUUCUCCAGCAACGGGGGUACCUCGUGGCCAUGACGGGCGAUGGUGUCAAUGAUGCCCCAUCACUGAAGAAGGCAAAUACUGGCAUUGCCGUCGAAGGCUCCUCCGAUGCAGCUCGGUCGGCUGCGGACAUCGUUUUUCUGGCUCCAGGGCUAUCUGCCAUCAUCGACGCAUUGAAGACCUCUCGCCAGAUCUUUCAUCGUAUGUACGCCUACAUUGUUUAUCGCAUUGCCCUUUCACUUCACCUGGAGAUCUUCCUCGGGCUGUGGAUCGCCAUUCAGAACCGGUCCAUGAACCUCGAACUGGUCGUCUUCAUUGCAAUCUUUGCCGAUAUUGCCACUCUCGCAAUUGCAUACGACAAUGCACCUUACUCGAAAACACCGGUCAAGUGGAACCUGCCCAAGCUGUGGGGCAUGUCCAUUCUGUUGGGUAUCGUCCUGGCUGCGGGAACAUGGAUCGCCUUGACCACGAUGAUUGUUGGCGGGGAACAUGCGGGUAUCGGACAGAACUUCGGGCACAAAGAUUCCAUUUUGUUCCUUCAGAUCUGCCUGUCGGAGAAUUGGCUGAUCUUCAUCACACGUGCGAACGGUCCUUUCUGGUCGAGCACCCCCUCAUGGCAACUCUUUGCUGCGAUCUUGCUUGUUGACAUUCUCGCAACACUUUUCUGUAUUUUUGGAUGGUUCGCUGAUGGACGGACGAGCAUUGUCGGGGUAGUCCGCGUUUGGUUGUAUUCAUUUGGCGUGUUUUGUGUCAUGGCCGGCGUGUACUACCUUUUGCAGGACAGCGUCAAAUUCAAUGACAUUGUCCACGGACGUCGCUCAAGGAGCAACAAGGUGCUCAAGAAGAGGGACAUGGAAGAUUUCUGUGAGUAA